UGAAGAUGAGGAUGACGAUAAUGGGGACAUGGAUUUCACCUCAGGGCAGUCGACAGAGGGGCCAUGUUCAAAGAAGUGCCAUCGAGAAGAAGAUCGGUGGCAUCUCAAAGAGGAGAAAGAUGCAAGACCAGACCCCCUCAGGUUCUUGCCCGUUAGGGAACCUGGCCCCACCAUUGACCCAUCCGCCUCAUGGUCACCCCUUUCACUUUUCCAGCUGUUUUUUAGCGACACUGUCCUCAGCACCAUCAUUGCAAACACGAAUACAAAUGCUGCCAAGAGUUUGGAGGCUGGAAUGAGGUUUUUUUGGAAACCUCUGACAUUAAGUGAUUUCUACAUCUUCUUGUCCAUCAUCGUCUUUUCUGGACUUGUUAAAGUUCAUGUCAGAGGGGACUAUUGGAGGAAGGAAUGGCCAUACAACUUCCGAUUUCCUGGUGAUUCAAUGAGAAAGGAUUGCUUUGAAUCCAUUUUAUGGUCCCUGCAUUUAAGCAACCCGGCAGAGGAUGAAAAAAAUGACCGCAAGAAGAGCACUGCGGGGUAUGACAGACUGUUUAAGAUCAAGCCGCUGUACACCCAGAUAGUGAAUGCCUGCAAAGCACACUUCCAGCCUUAUCAGAACAUUUCCAUCGCUGAAAGGAUAGUGGCAUCUAAGGCUUGUGUAAGUAUGAAUCAGUACAUGAAGGACAAGCCCAAAAAGCGGGGGCACAGAAUAUUUGUGCUUACGGACUCCUUAACGGCCUACAAAUGGAAUUUCUUUGUCUAUGAGGGGAAGAGUGUGCAUGGUCCAGGACGGGGUUUGAACUACACUCCAGUCAUGGACCUUAUGGCAUUCCCUCUGCUCGGUCAGGGCUAUACAGUGUUUGUCGACAAUUUCUAUUCCAGCCCUGCCCUCUUUGAGGAAUUAUCCAGACAAAACACUGGUGCAUGUGGAACAAUCAGAAGAAACCAGGCUGGCUUUCCAAAGACCAAACAGAAUGACCUACCAAAAAAUGCGGAAAGGGGAGAUAUGCGAUGGAUACGACAGAACAACCUUCUGUUUGUAAAAUGGAUGGACACUUGUCCUGUGACCAUUUGCUCCACUGUACAUGAAGCGUUCAGUGGACAGACUGUGCAGAGGAAAGGACUCUGGGACACAGAGAAUGUGACCGUCCCCGAUCCUGUUUUGGCAUACAAUCGCAACAUGGCGGAAGUGAAUGCAUCUGAUGCUUUGACUGACUAUCACGGCGUUCACCACAAAACUAUGAAAUGGUAUCAGACCUUCUUUUGCCAUUUUAUUGACAUUGCUAUCGUCAACAGCUUCCUUCUCCUCAAGGAACUACACAAGAAGAAGAACAUCCCCACCAUGAAGAAGCCUCUCACUCUGAAGAGCUUCAGGGAGAAGCUUGCUGCAGAAAUGCUGGAGUUUGCCAAAGUUUCGGCACCACCAACACCAACAUCAACCGCCUGCAUGCCUGCAUACUAUGGAGACAAUGGGACUGAAUCCAGGAGGUACUGCAAGAGGUGCCAGAAUGCUGGUAUUAGAAGGAUGAAGACACCCGUGUACUGCACAAAGUGCCAGGUUCCCCUCUGCUUUACCAGUAAAAGGAACUGCUUCAGGGACUGGCAUGAAAAGUAA
Molecule: messenger RNA, 1612 nt
Organism: Plectropomus leopardus (leopard coralgrouper)
Lineage: Eukaryota; Metazoa; Chordata; Actinopteri; Perciformes; Serranidae
Source: RefSeq, a predicted model, not a curated record